UGAUCUCAAGAGGACGCUCGCUCUCCCGCUGAAUUCAAUUCUCCGCAGAAACUAACUGUGCAGCAGCAACAGCGCCGCGUGUGCGCGAGUGUGUGUGUAAUUAGCGCGUGUGACGAGCAGCAGCGCAUUUAAUUAACAAAAUACAACAAAAUAAGAAUUAUAAUCAAAAGGCAGACGGAGAGAGCUCAAGUUCAAAUUCAUUCGGGAUAAAUGUAAAUUAAAGUGAACAAUUUUGAAACAUUUUCAAUUCUACAAAAAUCACAAAUUCUACGCAAGUUAACUAUACGAUAAACACACAACUUCCAAAUCUUUAAACAAAAUUCGGAAAGCAUGUCUGACUGAAGAUAAAAUACUUAUAAAAGUUAUACAAACAAAGUCUUCGCAAGAUUCUAGAAUGAAAAGAGAACUCUAAGACGCAGCUGAGAUUUUGGAAAACCCAUCAGAGAAAGACUCUAAAAACACAUCCCAAUUCUUCAGAAGGCUUUAUGUUAAGCAUGACAGUGACCGGCCUGCGCCAGACGAUGACCAGCCCCACGGUGCCGCCGAGCAGUAUCAGCCUCUCCAGCGGCAACGGGAGCAGUUCCACCACCAUCAGCAGCUCCAACACCAUGGCCAGCCUAAGUCCCAGCCUGCAUCCGCUGAGCAGUCCCACCUCGCCGUCGGCCCUGCUUUUGGCCCACCAACAGCACCUGCUCCAGCAGCAUCAUCAGCAUCAGCAGCAGCAGCAGCAACAACAGCAGCAGCAGCAAGCGGCUCUCCAGCUGGCUGCAGUGCAUCCGCCGGCACAUCACCUGCACAAGACCACCUCCCGACUGAGCAACUUCAGUGUGGCCUCGCUCCUGGCGGACACGAGACCGAGAACGCCACCAAAUGCAGUUGGAGAAGCGCCCACGAAUCUCUCCAGCUCGGCGGCCACAUCGCCCAUCUCCCAGGCCAGCAGCACACCCCCGCCGCCGGCUGUGGCUUCUGUUCCCGCUGGAGUGCCUGGAGUGACCACCACCACCUUCCAUCCCGCCGCCGUGGCACAUCAUGCUCAUCUGCUCCAGGCGGCGGCACAUGUCCAUCACCAGGCCAUGGCCGCUCAGCUGAGACAGCAGCAGCAACAACAGCAGCAGCAGCAGGCGGCGGAUGCGAGGGUCAAUUCCCCGCCAGCCUCCACCAGCAGCACGCCCAGCUCAACGCCGGUGGCGCCGGGUUCCGCUCCAGGCUCUGGAACGGGAAUCACACCUUGCCUGCCCGCGAAGAACGAGCGCCACUCGCCGCUGGGCAGUCACACGGACUCGGAUCUGGAGUACGACGAGGAGCUGUUGCAAGAGCAUGACGCCGAUCCCGAUCACGACGAGGAGGAGGACAUCGAUAUCGAGGACAUGAAUGCCGAUGAUUCGCCGCGUUCCACACCCGACGGCCUCGACAGCAGUGGCGGCGGCAAAUCCAUGGAAUCUCCGCACAGCGUCGGCAAUCCUUCGGGUGCGCACAUGUCCUCGGCGAUCCUGUCGCCGGCGGCUCUGGCCUCCGGCCAUGUGCCCAUCCGCCCAACGCCCUUCAGCGCUCUGGCAGCGGCGGCGGUGGCCUGGACGGGAAUGGGAGCCGGUGUGCCAUGGCCAGGUGCCAGGCAAAUGCCGCCCUUCGGACCGCCGGGUCUGUUUCCGGGACAAGGAUUUGGAGGAGAUGCCAAUGAACCGCCAAGGAUCAAGUGCAACCUGCGAAAACACAAACCGAAUAGGAAGCCCCGCACACCGUUCACCACCCAGCAGCUGCUCUCGCUGGAGAAGAAGUUCCGGGAGAAGCAGUACCUGAGCAUUGCCGAGCGGGCGGAGUUCUCCUCGUCGCUCCGGCUGACCGAGACGCAGGUGAAGAUCUGGUUCCAGAACCGGCGGGCCAAGGCCAAGCGGCUGCAGGAGGCGGAGAUCGAGAAGCACAAGAUGGCGCUGCUGGGACGGGGGGCGCAGGGCGCCCAGUGGGCCAUGGCCGGGUACUUCCAUCCGAGCCUGAUGCACCUGGGAUAAGUGGCGGCCCAGUUGGCCCAACAGAGAUGCCAACGGAGCCAUAGUCCCCCCAAUCCUGGUAACCAAAAAGCCGAUGCUGAUGCGGAAACCCCCAAAAUUUUGCUGUGAUGUUAGCGCAUUUUAUGUUACGAUACUUCCAAAUGUUGUUUCAAAUGCACGCCCUGUAAAUACUAUAAGAUAUACAUAUAUAUCCCGACCCGAUUAAGCACCCCGAUUAGCCACGAUCGAACUCUGUAUAUAUAUAUAGAAUGCCGAGAGAAAGAUAUGUUUCCUAAUUGUACAUAGAAAUGAAAAAGAGAACUCUAUCAACAUUGUUUGUUUCGUUUUCGUUUUGGAUUAAUAACAAUAAUUUAUUUUCGCACCACAACACUCAACAAGUCAACAAGUCAGCGUGAAAACAACCCAUUAAGAACAUUAACUAAAUUUAUACAUUUCGAUUGUGUAUUGUGUAAUUUGCAUUGUAAGUCAGUCUAGCGAAAAAAGAUACUUCUAAGCAUCUAAACUAAACUAAAUCUAAAGCUACAGCUAUGCCGUUAAAAGUACUCUACGAUAAUACCACAGACCCUAUACAUAUAGUUCAUAAAUGCAUAAUAAUAAUAAUAUAAAUACCAUAUAGCGUUAAUCCUCUGUAGUUGUUUAAUCAUUAAAUCGUAAAAUAAUAACAAAAAAUAAUACAAAAACAAGAGCAGAAAGUGCUGAGACGAAUCAU
This is a messenger RNA of Drosophila serrata, 2715 nucleotides long. It is a transcript of the gene Dr, whose product is annotated as muscle segmentation homeobox protein Drop. Gene Ontology annotation, cellular component: nucleus. The record is from RefSeq and is a predicted model, not a curated record. Gene Ontology annotation, biological process: regulation of transcription by RNA polymerase II; embryonic morphogenesis. Gene Ontology annotation, molecular function: RNA polymerase II transcription regulatory region sequence-specific DNA binding; DNA-binding transcription factor activity, RNA polymerase II-specific. Lineage: Eukaryota; Metazoa; Arthropoda; Insecta; Diptera; Drosophilidae.